AGCGGAGUGCGGCGGCGGCGACACUGAGUGGAAGGCAAAAUGGCGGCGGCGGCGGCGGUGGCCUGGUGUUAAGGGGAGAGCCAGGUCCUCACGACCCCUGGGACGGGCCGCGCUGGCCCGCGGCAGCCCCCCCGUUCGUCUCCCCGCUCUGCCCCACCAGGGAUACUUGGGGUUGCUGGGACGGACUCUGGCCGCCUCAGCGUCCGCCCUCAGGCCCGUGGCCGCUGUCCAGGAGCUCUGCUCUCCCCUCCAGAACUACAUCAUUCUGCCGGCCACAGUGGCUCACGCCUGUAAUCCCAGCACUUUGGGAGGCUGAGGUGGGUGGAUCACCUGAGGUCGGGAGUCCGAGACCAGCCUGACCAACAUGGAUAAAUCCUGUCUCUACUAAAAAUACAAAAUUAGCUGGGCACGGUGGUGCAUGCCUGUAAUCCCAGCUAUUCGGGAGGCUGAGGCAGGAGAAUCACUUGAACCCGGGAGGUAGAGGUUGCAGUGAGCCAAGAUCGUGCCAUUGCACUCCAGCCUGGGGAACAAGAGCGAAACUCCAUCUCAGAAAAAAAGAACUGCAUCAUUCUUUUUGACUUAGAUGUAUAUUAUAUAAAUGUACUAUGAAUUACUUGAACAAUCCUCCACUGAUGAACAUCUGGACUGGUGUCAACUUUUGCUGUUAUAAAUGAUGUUGCGAGGAACAGCCUACAUCUUCACAUACUUAGUUAAUUAUUUAUAUUGUAAAGAAUUUUAACAGUCCUGGGGACUUCCUUGAAGGAUCAUUUUCACUUUUGCUCAGAAGAAAGCUCUGGAUCUAUCAAAUAAAGAAGUCCUUCGUGUGGGCUACAUAUAUAGAUGUUUUCAUGAAGAGGAGUGAAAAGCCAGAAGGAUAUAGACAAAUGAGGCCUAAGACCUUUCCUGCCAGUAACUAUACUGUCAGUAGCCGGCAAAUGUUACAAGAAAUUCGGGAAUCCCUUAGGAAUUUAUCUAAACCAUCUGAUGCUGCUAAGGCUGAGCAUAACAUGAGUAAAAUGUCAACCGAAGAUCCUCGACAAGUCAGAAAUCCACCCAAAUUUGGGACGCAUCAUAAAGCCUUGCAGGAAAUUCGAAACUCUCUGCUUCCAUUUGCAAAUGAAACAAAUUCUUCUCGGAGUACUUCAGAAGUUAAUCCACAAAUGCUUCAAGACUUGCAAGCUGCUGGAUUUGAUGAGGAUAUGGUUAUACAAGCUCUUCAGAAAACUAACAACAGAAGUAUAGAAGCAGCAAUUGAAUUCAUUAGUAAAAUGAGUUACCAAGAUCCUCGACGAGAGCAGAUGGCUGCAGCAGCUGCCAGACCUAUUAAUGCCAGCAUGAAACCAGGGAAUGUGCAGCAAUCAGUUAACCGCAAACAGAGCUGGAAAGGUUCUAAAGAAUCCUUAGUUCCUCAGAGGCAUGGCCCGCCACUAGGAGAAAGUGUGGCCUAUCAUUCUGAGAGUCCCAACUCACAGACAGAUGUAGGAAGACCUUUGUCUGGAUCUGGUAUAUCAGCAUUUGUUCAAGCUCACCCUAGCAACGGACAGAGAGUGAACCCCCCACCACCACCUCAAGUAAGGAGUGUUACUCCUCCACCACCUCCAAGAGGCCAGACUCCCCCUCCAAGAGGUACAACUCCACCUCCCCCUUCAUGGGAACCAAACUCUCAAACAAAGCGCUAUUCUGGAAACAUGGAAUACGUAAUCUCCCGAAUCUCUCCUGUCCCACCUGGGGCAUGGCAAGAGGGCUAUCCUCCACCACCUCUCAACACUUCCCCCAUGAAUCCUCCUAAUCAAGGACAGAGAGGCAUUAGUUCUGUUCCUGUUGGCAGACAACCAAUCAUCAUGCAGAGUUCUAGCAAAUUUAACUUUCCAUCAGGGAGACCUGGAAUGCAGAAUGGUACUGGACAAACUGAUUUCAUGAUACACCAAAAUGUUGUCCCUGCUGGCACUGUGAAUCGGCAGCCACCACCUCCAUAUCCUCUGACAGCAGCUAAUGGACAAAGCCCUUCUGCUUUACAAACAGGGGGAUCUGCUGCUCCUUCGUCAUAUACAAAUGGAAGUAUUCCUCAGUCUAUGAUGGUGCCAAACAGAAAUAGUCAUAACAUGGAACUAUAUAACAUUAGUGUACCUGGACUGCAAACAAAUUGGCCUCAGUCAUCUUCUGCUCCAGCCCAGUCAUCCCCGAGCAGUGGGCAUGAAAUCCCUACAUGGCAACCUAACAUACCAGUGAGGUCAAAUUCUUUUAAUAACCCAUUAGGAAAUAGAGCAAGUCACUCUGCUAAUUCUCAGCCUUCUGCUACAACAGUCACUGCAAUUACACCAGCUCCUAUUCAACAGCCUGUGAAAAGUAUGCGUGUAUUAAAACCAGAGCUACAGACUGCUUUAGCACCUACACACCCUUCUUGGAUACCACAGCCAAUUCAAACUGUUCAACCCAGUCCUUUUCCUGAGGGAACCGCUUCAAAUGUGACUGUGAUGCCACCUGUUGCUGAAGCUCCAAACUAUCAAGGACCACCACCACCCUACCCAAAACAUCUGCUGCACCAAAACCCAUCUGUUCCUCCAUACGAGUCAAUCAGUAAGCCUAGCAAAGAGGAUCAGCCAAGCUUGCCCAAGGAAGAUGAGAGUGAAAAGAGUUAUGAAAAUGUUGAUAGUGGGGAUAAAGAAAAGAAACAGAUUACAACUUCACCUAUUACUGUUAGGAAAAACAAGAAAGAUGAAGAGCGAAGGGAAUCUCGUAUUCAAAGUUAUUCUCCUCAAGCAUUUAAAUUCUUUAUGGAGCAACAUGUAGAAAAUGUACUCAAAUCUCAUCAGCAGCGUCUACAUCGUAAAAAACAAUUAGAGAAUGAAAUGAUGCGGGUUGGAUUAUCUCAAGAUGCCCAGGAUCAAAUGAGAAAGAUGCUUUGCCAAAAAGAAUCUAAUUACAUCCGUCUUAAAAGGGCUAAAAUGGACAAGUCUAUGUUUGUGAAGAUAAAGACACUAGGAAUAGGAGCAUUUGGUGAAGUCUGUCUAGCAAGAAAAGUAGAUACUAAGGCUUUGUAUGCAACAAAAACUCUUCGAAAGAAAGAUGUUCUUCUUCGAAAUCAAGUCGCUCAUGUUAAGGCUGAGAGAGAUAUCCUGGCUGAAGCUGACAAUGAAUGGGUAGUUCGUCUAUAUUAUUCAUUCCAAGAUAAGGACAAUUUAUACUUUGUAAUGGACUACAUUCCUGGGGGUGAUAUGAUGAGCCUAUUAAUUAGAAUGGGCAUCUUUCCAGAAAGUCUGGCACGAUUCUACAUAGCAGAACUUACCUGUGCAGUUGAAAGUGUUCAUAAAAUGGGUUUUAUUCAUAGAGAUAUUAAACCUGAUAAUAUUUUGAUUGAUCGUGAUGGUCAUAUUAAAUUGACUGACUUUGGCCUCUGCACUGGCUUCAGAUGGACACACGAUUCUAAGUACUAUCAGAGUGGUGACCAUCCACGGCAAGAUAGCAUGGAUUUCAGUAAUGAAUGGGGGGAUCCCUCAAGCUGUCGAUGUGGAGACAGACUGAAGCCAUUAGAGCGGAGAGCUGCACGCCAGCACCAGCGAUGUCUAGCACAUUCUUUGGUUGGGACUCCCAAUUAUAUUGCACCUGAAGUGUUGCUACGAACAGGAUACACACAGUUGUGUGAUUGGUGGAGUGUUGGUGUUAUUCUUUUUGAAAUGUUGGUGGGACAACCUCCUUUCUUGGCACAAACACCAUUAGAAACACAAAUGAAGCCAGGUAUGGUGGCUCACACCUGUAAUCCCAGCGCUUUGGAAGGCCACAGCAGGAAGAACACUGGAACCCAGGAGUUUGAGAUCGGCUUGGGCAACAUAGUUAUCAACUGGCAAACAUCUCUUCACAUUCCACCACAAGCUAAACUCAGUCCUGAAGCUUCUGAUCUUAUUAUUAAACUUUGCCGAGGACCCGAAGAUCGCUUAGGCAAGAAUGGUGCUGAUGAAAUAAAAGCUCAUCCAUUUUUUAAAACAAUUGACUUCUCCAGUGACCUGAGACAGCAGUCUGCUUCAUACAUUCCUAAAAUCACACACCCAACAGAUACAUCAAAUUUUGAUCCUGUUGAUCCUGAUAAAUUAUGGAGUGAUGAUAACGAGGAAGAAAAUGUAAAUGACACUCUCAAUGGAUGGUAUAAAAAUGGAAAGCAUCCUGAACAUGCAUUCUAUGAAUUUACCUUCCGAAGGUUUUUUGAUGACAAUGGCUACCCAUAUAAUUAUCCGAAGCCUAUUGAAUAUGAAUACAUUAAUUCACAAGGCUCAGAGCAGCAGUCGGAUGAAGAUGAUCAAAACACAGGCUCAGAGAUUAAAAAUCGCGAUCUAGUAUAUGUUUAACACACUAGUAAAUAAAUGUAAUGAGGAUUUGUAAAAGGGCCUGAAAUGCGAGGUGUUUUGAGGUUCUGAGAGUAAAAUUAUGCAAAUAUGACAGAGCUAUAUAUGUGUGCUCUGUGUACAAUAUUUUAUUUUCCUAAAUUAUGGGAAAUCCUUUUAAAAUGUUAAUUUAUUCCAGCCGUUUAAAUCAGUAUUUAGAAAAAAAUUGUUAUAAGGAAAGUAAAUUAUGAACUGAAUAUUAUAGUCAGUUCUUGGUACUUAAAGUACUUAAAAUAAGUAGUGCUUUGUUUAAAAGGAGAAACCUGGUAUCUAUUUGUAUAUAUGCUAAAUAAUUUUAAAAUACAAGAGUUUUUGAAAUUUUUUUGAAAGACAGUUUUAGUUUUAUCUUGCUUUAACCAAAUAUGAAACAUACCCCCUAUUUUACAGAGCUCUUUUUUCCCCUCAUAACCUUGUUUUUGGUAGAAAAUAAGCUAGAGAAAUUAAGCCAUCGUGUUGGUGAGUGUUCCUAGGCUAAUGAUAAUCUGUAUAAUUCACAUCCUGAAACUAAGGAAUACAGGGUUGAAAAAAUAUUAAUAUGUUUGUCAGAAGGAAAAAUAAUGCAUUUAUCUUCCCCCCCACCCCCCGCCCCAUGGAAUAUUUAAUCUAUUUAAUCUUCUUGCAUUUAUUUCUCAAGAAUUACUGGCUUUAAAAGAAGCCAAAGCACUACUAGCUUUUUUUCCAUAUUGGUAUUUUUGAUGCUGCUUCCAAUUUUAAAAGGGAACAAAGCUGCCAUAAAUCGAAAUGUUCAAUACUAAAAGCUAAAAUAUUUCUCACCAUCCUAAGCAGAUAAUUAUUUUAAUUUUCAUAUACUUUUCCUGUAUAGUAACUAUUUUGAUUAUAUCAUCAAUGUUACCUGUUUCCUCUUUCAGAACAGUGCUGCAUAUACAGAUUGUUAUUGGCAAAGGAAAAUCUGGCUAUCUGGCAAUAUUUUACCUAAGCGCAGAUUAAUUGGUGAAAAAAUUAACUCUUAAGAUGGCCAUUAAUAAUUAGGAAAGUUUACAGAGUGGUCUUAGUAGAAAAUUCAAGUCCUCCUAAUUUAUUUAAGGUUCAAUAAUGCGUUCAACAUGCCUGUUAUGUAUAACGCUUAGGUUCUAAGGAAGAUUAAGGUUUCAUACCAAAAUACAUGUAGCUUAUCUUUUAGGAAGGGGAAAAAGGCUCCAUUUUGACCAUAGUAAAAUUUGUGUUGUGUUUUAUUUCCUUUUCUUAAGCUCCACUGAUAAGGGAUUGUUUUUAUCAAAAGUUACUAUUUGUAGAUUGGAGGCAUAAUUUUAGUGAUUUUCAUACUUUUAGCUUUCUUCGCAUAAAAGCUAAUUGAAACCGUAUAUGUAGUAAAAUUAAAGGCAGAGCUGUUGCAGUUGAAUUGGAGAGUUAGGGCAAAGAACACUUAUUAGCCCACACUUCCCACCUUUCUACAGGUGGUCCUUUCAGAGCUCAGCCUGAAAACCCACUACUGUGUUAUCGUGCGUCUUUUGGGGUUAGUGGUUCUUUUGAGAAUCUGAAGGAAGCUGUGGACUCUUCCUAGAAAAAAAAACCACACAUACACAUACAAUGUUGCAUGCAGUUUCAAGGGAUUUUGGACAUAUUGAAACCUAUCACAGGCUGUAGGUUAUGGACCUCUGUGCCAUGAGAAAAUUGAUACAUUAAACUAAGAACUUUGUUUUUAACUUACCAAUCACUACUCAGCACAUCUUAUAUAAGCUGAUAAUUUGUGAUGGAAAAGGUCUGUAGCAUGUGAUAUAAGGUGACCUUAUGAAUGCCUCUCUUGCUGGUACAUUAAGUUGUUUUAAUAUAUCAUUUGGAGGGGACUGAAAUGUUAGGCUCAUUACAAGCUUGAUACAGAAAUAUUUCUGAAGGAUUUCUAAUCAGAAUUGUAAAACAAUGUGCUAUCAUGAAAUCGCAGUCUUCACCUCAUGGUUCAUGGAACAUUUGGUUAGUCCCAUAAAAUCCUAUGCAAAACAAAGUAGUUCAAGAAUUUUUAGGUGGGUAGUCACAUUUAUAAGGUAUUCCUCUUACUCUUUGGGCUUUUUCAGUCUGAUUUAUUUAAAUUUUCAUUUAGUUGUUUUACUUUUGGACUAAGGUGCAAUACAGUAGAAGAUAACUUUGUUACAUUUAUGUUGUAGGAAAACUAAGGUGCUGUCUCCUCCCCCUUCCCUUCCCACAAAAUCUGUAUUCCCCCUAUUGCUGAAAUGUAACAGACACUACAAAUUUUGUAUUCUUUUUUUGUUUUUUGUUUUGAGACAGGGUCUCACUCUGUCACCCAGGCUGGAGGGCAGUGGCGCUUCACAGCUCACUGCAUCCUCAACCUUGGGGGCUCACGCAGUCCUCCCGCCUCAGCCUCCCAAGUAGCUGGGCAUGCGCCACCAAGCCCAGCUAAUUUUUGUAUCUUUAGUAGAGAUGGGGUUUCGCCAUGUUGCCCAGGUUGGUGUGGAAUUCCUGGGCUCCAGUUAUAUGCCCACCUCAGCCUCCCAAAGUGCUGGGAUUACAGACGUGACCCACCGCGCCUGGCGCAAAUAUGUAUUCUUUUAAAAUUUCCUCUGAUACUAUAAGCUUUUUGCAUUUAUCUGAAGCAGUAUACAUGCCUUUGGUAUCAGCAAUUUUAACAGUUUGGAUAUACUUAUCAGCUAUCUUAUUCCAAAACUACAUCUACUUCUUCCAGUAUAGAAUCUGGUGCUUCCUGACCAAAAAGAUGAGAAAAACAAUGUUAAAAAUAUAGAUGCUUUCCAUUGAAAUGGAGUGAAAACAUUGGUUCUAUAUGUUUUCUUUUAAAAUAAUUUUCUUAUUAAAAACUUGCUGUCUUUAUUAUACUUACCCUUUUUAUGCAUAUCAAUAGUAUUUAUAAGAUGUGUUCUAUAAUUAUGUAAUUGUAGAUACUGUUAUGCAUUGUCCAGUGACAUCAUAAGGCAGGCCCUACUGCUGUAUCUUUUCUACCUUCUUAUUUGUAAUAGAAACUAUAGAAUGUAUGACUAAAAAGUCACUUUGAGAUUGACUUUUUUAAAAAGUUAUUACCUUCUGCUGUUGCAAAGUGCAAAACUGUGAGUGGAAUUGUUUUAUUCUGACUUAAUGUGUUAGAAAUUAGAGAAUACAGUGGGAGGAUUUUUAGACAUUGCUGCUGCUGUUACCCAAGGUAUUUUAGAUAAAAAAUUUUUAAUAAACAUCCCUUUGGUAUUUAAAGUGGAACAUUUAGCCUGUUCAUUUUAAUCUAAAGCAAAAAGUAAUUUGGGUCAAAAUAUUGGUAUAUUUGUAAAGCGCCUUAAUAUAUCCCUUUGUGGAAGGCACUACACAGUUUACUUUUAUAUUGUAUUGUGUAUAUAAGUAUUUUGUAUUAAAAUUGAAUCAGUGGCAACAUUAAAGUUUUAUAAAAUCAUGCUUUGUUAGAAAAAGAAUUACAGCUUUGCAAUAUAACUAAUUGUUUCGCAUAAUUCUGAAUGUAAUAGAUAUGAAUAAUCAGCCUGUGUUUUUAAUGAACUUAUUUGUAUUUUCCCAAUCAUUUUCUCUAGUGUAAUGUUUGCUGGGAUAAUAAAAAAAAUUCAAAUCUUUCAA
Homo sapiens (human) is the source of this 7916-nucleotide messenger RNA. It is a transcript of the gene LATS1, whose product is annotated as large tumor suppressor kinase 1. Gene Ontology annotation, cellular component: glutamatergic synapse; postsynapse; centrosome. The record is from RefSeq and is a predicted model, not a curated record. Gene Ontology annotation, biological process: hormone-mediated signaling pathway; negative regulation of canonical Wnt signaling pathway; positive regulation of NLRP3 inflammasome complex assembly. NCBI's taxonomy places the organism in Eukaryota, Metazoa, Chordata, Mammalia, Primates, Hominidae. Gene Ontology annotation, molecular function: protein serine kinase activity; protein kinase activity; ATP binding. Bases 849 to 4340 code for a protein of 1163 amino acids. The transcript is spliced from 10 exons.